Molecule: messenger RNA, 996 nt
Organism: Yamadazyma jaroonii
Lineage: Eukaryota; Fungi; Ascomycota; Pichiomycetes; Serinales; Debaryomycetaceae
Source: the annotation of a GenBank genome assembly
AUGAAGUAUCCAGCAGUAAAGACAUCUCUAGUUGAUGUUUCCAGUAAGUUUUCAACUCCUUUCAGGAUAUUAUACAAGAAGGAAAGUGAACAACCUUCAGGAAGUUUCAAAUUAAGGGGAAUUGGUCAUUUAAUAGGUAAUUCAAUUGAAGAAUCCAGGGCAUUGGGAAAAGAUAAGGUUGAGGUAUUCUCUUCAUCGGGGGGUAAUGCCGGAUUGGCUGCAGCUUACAGCAGCAGAUACUAUAAUGUACCAUGUACUGUUGUGUUACCAAACUUCGGGAAACCUUCUGUCAUUGAGAAGUUAAAAGAGUAUGGAGCUACCGUACAUCUCAAGGGCGAACAUUGGGGAGAAGCGGACGGAUAUUUAAGAAAUGAAAUCAUUGGAAAUUUGGACGAAUCAACCGAUGCUAUUUAUUGUCACCCAUUUGAUGAUCCCCUUAUUUGGGAAGGAAACAGUAAACUAAUUGCAGAGAUAGAACAACAAUUAAGUGAAUCAGAACUUUCAAAAGUUAAAGGAGUGAUUUGUAGUGUUGGAGGUGGAGGAUUAUUCAAUGGGGUAGUCAAAGGAUUAAAAGAUUCAAAAAAUUUGAAGGAAGUUCCUGUUUUGGCAGUAGAAACAGACGGAGCUCCCAAAUUUGAUGAAGCUCUCAAACAGAACAAAGUGGUUACUCUUGAUAAUAUCAAAACCUUAGCCACAUCUUUAGCUUCUCCAUACAUCUCAGAACAGUCAUUGCAUAACUAUCACAGUCAUCCAGUAUCCAAUUGUGUAAUUCCUGACUUACAAUCUGUCAAAGGAUGUGUUGACUAUUUUGACACAUUUGGGGAAGUGAUUGAACCUGCGUGUGGGGCAUCAACAUCGAUUUUGACCGAAGGUCUGAACAAGAAAUUCUUGGACCAUUUCGGGGAAUUAAAACCUGAAGACAUCAUCAUAGUGAUAGUUUGUGGGGGCACUGUCACUACAAAAGAAGACUUAGAAGGAUUUAGAAAUUUAAUAUAG